GAAUAAGUAAAACAGACUCCAGAGCAGUAGUUUAUGUGCCGUAUUUCCCAUCGCUUAUCACGUUUUAUGAAACUUGCAGCCGCUUCCUGGUCUCCGCAGCGGUUCUGUGAAGGUCCAACAUGGCUUUGAGUGUUUUAUAUCACAGUCUGGGCUGCCGGCUGAUCCACAGCAAAGUCCUACAGAACCGAGCCGUCAGACUCACACACACCGUUUUACAGAGAGAAACCGGACUGAAACACACGUUGUCCCCGCAGAGGCUCCACUGCUACCUGGCGAAUGUGAACCAGCAACACACCUGCAGAACAACACAAUGGCUCAGUCAGAACUGCUCAAGAACAUUUUCCUCAUUGCCUCCACAGCCCCCAUCAGGCAAUAAAACCAAGAAAUCUGGGCCUGUGACAUGGAAAUCGUUAGCAAUAACAUUUGCGAUUGGAGGCACUCUGCUGGGAGCGAUGAAAUAUUUCAAAAAAGAAAAGGAAGAGCUGAUUCAAAAAGAGAGAACCAAAUCAGUAGGAAAAGCGGCGCUGGGCGGUCCGUUCUCUCUAAUUGAUCACAACAAUAAGCCUUCAAAGAGUGAAGACUUCUUUGGUCAGUGGAUCCUCAUCUACUUUGGGUUCACUCACUGCCCUGACAUCUGCCCAGAUGAGAUAGAGAAAAUGAUUGAGGUGGUGGAGGAAAUAGACAAAAUAAAGACUCUUCCUGACUUGACACCGAUCCUCAUCACCAUUGAUCCUGACAGGGACACAGUAGAGGCCAUGGCUGCAUACGUGAAAGAGUUUUCCCCAAAACUGAUUGGUCUGACGGGGACGACGGCUCAGGUUGAGGAAGUCUCCAGAGCCUACAGAGUUUACUACAGUCAGGGGCCCAAAGAUGAAGACAACGACUACAUUGUUGAUCACACAAUCAUCAUGUACCUCGUGGAUCCCGAUGGAGAGUUUGUGGACUAUUUUGGACAAAACAAAAGAAAUACAGAGAUCGCCGCUGCAGUAGCAGGACACAUGAGAAGAUACAGGAAGGGAGCCCAAUAAAGCCCACCGUGGACUGAUGGAUUCUGCCCUCAGGUGUUUCUGUUCACCACUCAUGUCUUAUAUUGGCCUUUAUUUAUUUUGGUUACACUGUUAUAUAAACAUUUACUGUAUGUCUGCAUCGACA
Amphiprion ocellaris (clown anemonefish) is the source of this 1152-nucleotide messenger RNA. It is a transcript of the gene sco1, whose product is annotated as protein SCO1 homolog, mitochondrial. Gene Ontology annotation, biological process: intracellular copper ion homeostasis; mitochondrial respiratory chain complex IV assembly. The transcript has 7 exons. Gene Ontology annotation, molecular function: copper ion binding; copper chaperone activity. The record is from RefSeq and is a predicted model, not a curated record. Gene Ontology annotation, cellular component: mitochondrial inner membrane. Lineage: Eukaryota; Metazoa; Chordata; Actinopteri; Pomacentridae. The coding region runs from base 120 to 1028 and encodes 302 amino acids.